GAGAUGGAGGCUGAGCUACUGGCUCAUUAUUGUCCGUCCAGGCAGCACCUGCACUUCCUGCAGGUCGCAUUUGCGUCCUACGCCUUGUCGUGGGCCGCGGCGCUUCUGCUCCAGCUCCUGCCGAAGACGUGGCGGAAAACGGCGCACCGCUGGGCGGCGGGAUGCCUCCUGCGGUGGCGCCGAGGGAGGCGCGACUGUCUGCGGUUCCUCCUGCUUUUGGAAGUCACCCUCAACAGUGCCUUGCUGUUUGCCUUCAUUGUAGAGGAUCAUCUGUAUCAACUCUUCGAGAACUGCUUGCCCCUUGCAGAAAACGCCUUCCAGAUGGUUGACCUGGCCCUGAAUGUGUGCUUCCUAGGCCCUUUCCUCUUAAGGAUGGCUUUAGCAGAAAAUGUGAGGAAGUUUCUGUCAUCCUGUUACACCAUUGCAGAUUACUGCACUAUACCACCAGCCAUCUUUGGAGUGAUUAUUGGGAGGUCUUUUGUUGGUCUGCAGUUCAUGAGGAGCAUCUUCUUACUGAAGGUCCCAGAAAUUGGAGGAUCUGUUGAGAUAUCCCGUGGGUUUCUCAUCAGGAAGUCCCUGUCCAAGGUUCUAACUGUCUGGUUUUUGAUGGCCGGGCUCAUGCAUUUAAAUGAGGGUCUUGGCGACUCCACUUCUUUGGAGGAACCGCAUGAGUUGACCUAUGGAACUUGGCUCUACUUCACAGUGGUAACACUAACUACUGUCGGCUAUGGUGACAUCACGUGCAAGACAACGCUAUGCAGAUGUUACCUGAUAAUAUCCAUAGUCUUUACUCUGGUUUUAUAUGCAACAUAUAUACCUGAGCUGGUGAUGAGGAUCGGCAAACUGGAAACAAAUGUCAUGCCAUAUGUACCGAUAUUGGCUCGCAGGCACAUUGUGUUCUGUGGCUUCCUGGACCCUCAAAAGAUCCGCUCCUUUGUGACACGUUGGAUAGACAGGGGAGUUGACCUUGUCUUUCUGGGCGAGUUGUUGAGAGUUAGUGCUACGCCAGGGCGUGUCUACGUGCCAGUGGGCCAUGACUGCUUCCCUUUAGGGCCUCCUGCUGCUCCAAGAGCCUCCACAGUUCUGCCUAGGACUGCAAGGCACCGAGAAUCCAUGAGUGGCCACAAGGAUGAUGGCGGGAAGACUUAG
Molecule: messenger RNA, 1149 nt
Organism: Penaeus indicus
Lineage: Eukaryota; Metazoa; Arthropoda; Malacostraca; Decapoda; Penaeidae
Product: calcium-activated potassium channel slowpoke-like
Exons: 9
Coding region: 4-1149 (381 amino acids)
Biological process (GO): potassium ion transmembrane transport
Cellular component (GO): membrane
Molecular function (GO): large conductance calcium-activated potassium channel activity
Source: RefSeq, a predicted model, not a curated record